This is a messenger RNA of Dreissena polymorpha, 6575 nucleotides long. Its product is annotated as leucine-rich repeat and IQ domain-containing protein 1-like. The transcript has 33 exons. Gene Ontology annotation, molecular function: protein binding. The coding region runs from base 92 to 5071 and encodes 1659 amino acids. NCBI's taxonomy places the organism in Eukaryota, Metazoa, Mollusca, Bivalvia, Myida, Dreissenidae. The record is from RefSeq and is a predicted model, not a curated record.
UCCUUGUAUUGUAUUACUUUGUUUUACGACCGAAUGCCACAAAACCAUUUCCGUCGCCAGUGUAAACAUUUUUUGCUUAGAAAGAGAUGUGAUGAGUAUGCCUCCAUCAGGAGUGCAGGGCCAAAUGGAUGAGGCUGCACUGAUUGAAGCUGAAAUACAGCUAGAACUAGAGAACAUUGACCUCGAUGAUGAAGUCUUAAAUGAUCCAGAUGAUGUUCCUGAUGACAACCUGGAAAGUUAUGGAGAUAUUGAUAUCCCCGGAGAGAUGGACGACUACGUCAAGCGUCUGCAGGAGCAGAGCAGCCACUUUGAGCAGGAGCUUGCUGAGUGUGAUGAGCUUUUGCAGACUUCAGAGAGUAGAUCAGAUCCCCAAUGCCUGGCAAUGAUUCCCUACGAAGACCAAACACUUCUUGAUCGGCUGGCAAAGGAACAUGGGCUAGAUUCAGAAGCGUACAGGAAAAAAAUUUUGGAGGACAUUGCGAAUGAUGAGGACAUCAUUGGUGAAGAACUAGCCGACCUUAUAGGUCACGAGGAAGACAAUAUUCAAACAGUCGAUAUGGAGACAGAAUACAACAAAGGUGGAGGGGAUAACCGACUUUCUAUUGAGAUUGGGAAGGCUGUUGAAGAAGGGAUUCCUGGUCAAGACGAUAUGCCCGUUGCCCACCAGCUUGUACCAGUGAGGGGAUAUAGGAAUGGUGAGUCCAACCAGGUGGUGCCAGUAAGGGGAGAUACAAACGGGUUUCAUCCUCUCCAGCUGCAGCAGCUCCUGAGGGCAGAGCUGGAAAGUGUGGAAAAGAAAUACCAGGAACGCCUUGACAGGAUUAAAAAGGAUGAAGCGUUUCGUCGUGACGAGGAAGAUGUGCGUCAACGACGUACCAACGAGGAACGCCAGUGGAAGAUGGAUCAGAUCAGACAACAAGGGCAACAACUCCAGCUGGAGCAAGAGGCAGUCCAGUUGGCAAUGAAGAAACAACAAGAAGAGGCUGAACAUGAAAUACAGAAGCAAAUGCGAGUAUUUCAGGUAGAAAUACAGAAGAUGGAGAGAGAAGCAGAGCAACAGAGGGUGGAGCUUAAGGUUGCCAUGGAAAUACAGAAAGCAAAGGAGGCUGAAAAACAGCAUAAGGCGGUUGUGGAUAUUCAGCGCUUAUUCCGAGGUUACAGGGUUCGUAAAAUGGUUGGUUACCAACUGAAGAAAAGACGUGUUGAACGUAGGAAGGAAGUAGAAGCAGCAAGGAUAAUGGAAGUGGAGGCAGAAAUUGAGGAAAGAACGAGGGAACUUGAAAAGAAAAAGGAGGAAGAAAAGCAAAAACUUGAAGAAGAAGCAAAAAAGCUAGAGUUUUUACAACAGCAAAGAGAAGAAGAAAAAAGGAGAGCAGAGGAGGAAAAAAAGAAAAAGAAGGAGGAGGAAGCGCAAUUGAAGGAGGAAGAAAAGAAAAGAAAGGAAGAAGAAAAGCAAAGAAAAAAGGAGGAAGAAAAGCAGAAGAAAGAAGAAGAAAAGAGGAGAAAAGAAGAAGAAAAACAAAAGAAAGAAGAAAAGCGCAAGAAAGCGGAAGAAAAACGAAUAAGAGAGGAAGAAGAGAGAAAGAAAAUUGAAGAAGUUAAACUAAAAAAAGAAGAAGAGGAACGCAUGAAAAAAGAACAAGAAAAGCUCAAGAAAGAGGAAGAGAAAAAGAAACAAGAACAAGAACAAAUGAAUGCAGAAGAAGAAAAGAGACAAAAGGAGGAAGAAAAAAGGAGAAUGGAUAAAAAAUCUGAUGAGGAGGAAAGUAUUGAUUCUAAAAUUAAAUUAACAGGUCAUUUUGCAGAAGAUAAACAAACAACAAAUGGCUCAACACACGAACUUCAUACAAUCAUUGGACAUGGUUUAGAAAAUAGUGGGAAACAAGUGAAUGCUGAAGAUAUAGAAAUAUCUCAACAGAAGGUUGCAACAAAUGGGGUCGAAAGCUUAGGUAGAGUCCCAACUAGACCAAAGACGCCAAAAAGUUCCACAACACCUAGAACUCCUAGAGUAUCUACACCUAAGCUGCCACUGAAUACGAAAGAUAGAAUUCUUGAGGAACAUCACUCAGAGGUUCCAGUGCCACGUGUGGACGCCCUGCCAGAGCCAUUGGAGGCCUUGCGAUUGAGGUUCAUGAAAGACUGUCAUCCUUGGAGCAAGGUGAGCAAUGAACCGUGGAAAUUAAAAGGCGGAGUUACCCAGAAACCCCUUCGCCGACCGUCUGCUGCAAAGAAGCUGCCACUUCUGUCAGAAGACGUCAUUCUGCAAGCUGCUAAAGUGGUGUCUUUGAAACAGGUGACGACAGUGGAACUCCGUGAUCUCCCUGGCAACAGCCUCUCCCCCCUGGGUCAGUGCUCGGGCCUCAAGUACCUGACCUUGACCCAGUGUAACCUUGUAGCCCUGGACGGGCUUGGGCAGUGUAAACAGCUCCAGUACAUCAACUGCAUGGAAAAUCGUAUUGAGUAUGUGGACGUUCGUGACCUAGGGCAGCUUCAGUAUGUCAAUCUCUCGCACAACAGGCUUUCCUCUCUCCAUGGACUGGAUAACUGCACCAACCUACGCUGGCUCGAUGUUUCUUACAAUAAUAUUACCCGUAUUGGUGGAAUGGACAGCCUGCGUAGGCUGCACACUCUCCUGAUAUCCCACAAUCAGCUGAUAAGCACCAGUGGGCUGGGUGCCACGCCCACCCUGCAGGUGAUUGACAUGUCCCACAACCACCUGCCGGCCAUUGAGGAUAUUGACAAACUCUGCUUACUCUUGUAUCUGGAUGUCUCCUCAAAUAAUAUCCUACAGGCCGCUGAAUUCAGCAACCAUGUGCUACUGGUGGAGCUGUUGCUAGGUGACAACAGCAUCUCCAUGGUGAACAACCUAGCCUCCGUCUGGCUGCCUCUUCUUCUGGCAUUACGUGUUCAGCAAAACAGUCUCGACUCCUUGCCUUCCUUUCAGAAUUGUCUCCUCUUAGAGGACCUAGAUCUUAGCAACAACCAACUCUUAGAUGUCGCCAAUGUAAAAAUGGGUGUGAAGGACUGUUUUUACCUGCAACACCUUCAUCUUGAGGACAAUCCAGUUACUGCAGAUAUUGAUGACAGUUUCAGUCAAAGUUUGAAGGCUGGAUGCCCUCGGCUGAUAUAUGGCCAUAAUCAAAGCACUGAGAGACUGAAGAGUCCAGUUAAAGCAAGGUCAAGCUUUGAAAGCAUGUGUGUGUCACAGGCCAGCACUUUGCAAGAGCAACUCACCUAUCUUCAUGACUUCUUAAGUGUGAAGAAUGCAACAGGAGCAAAGCAGUCAGCUCAAGAUAUCUGUGAAAGCUGCUUCAAGUUCUGUGAUCGUUCGUUCAGCGUAGCAGUUGAAUUCCGGUACGCCCACGAGUACGGUGAUGUCACUGUUACCAUGCCAACGACUCAGUCGAUUCCCAAGGCAGGUCAGCCAAUGUCGUCUGGAAAUCCGGAAAAGUUCAUGAACCCGAAAGAAAUGUUUGAGAAUGCUUUGAAGUCGUCAGGUGGUCGGACCAAUGGUCAGAAAAGUAACAACAACAGUAACAUUCUAAGUGAAUUUCAGAACAGUGUUUCAGAUCCCAAACAAAUGUUUGAAUCUGCCUUGAAUGCUAGUGCAAGAAAAAUAGAAGCAUCAAAUAAUAGAAAUGAACCAAGAAAAUCUGAACAAGUUGCUGGACUGAAUUCAUACAACACAACUACGGCAGGAAAAUCACAGUUUGAGCAGGCAUUAAGAUCGGCUGAUAUGAGCAAAGUCCCAGUGAAGAGUCAUGUGAUCAUUCACAAUGGGCAUAUUUUGGAAAGACUAGAGUGGGCGGCCACUCGUAUCCAGGCAACCUGGCGCGGCUGGCAUGUGAGACACCAGAUUCAGGAGCAUACAAAAUACUGGCUAGCUGCCACCACUAUUCAGGCUCACUGGAGAGGGUACAGGACCAGGAGAAUGCUGUUGGAGCGCUGGUCAAACCCGUUUGCAGGGCUCGACCCCAAGAUUCUGCAGCGUCUCAAUGCGUCUGCUGUUAAAAUACAGGCAUAUUGGCGAGGUUUUAUCCUUCGCAAGAAGCUAAUGGCAGCCCUGGAGUUUGCCCAGUGUUCAUUUGAGGAGGAGGAUGCCGAUGUCAUGAACCUCGGAGACGAGUUUGAUCUCGAUAAAUUCAUGGACAUUGAUCAGGACCUUGUAGACAUGGAAUGGAAACCACCAGCUACUCCUGACGUUCCUAAUCACUACCCAGUGCUAAAAAAACCGCCCUUGGGAAAUACCCGGAUACCGGCUCUACCCCUGGGUGAACUACGCCCGCCGAGCAACCCCCGCAGAGCAUGGCGCAAUUCUGAGUCGCCAAUGUCAGAUACAGGAAAGAUUCACCGGCCACCGUCCAGCGUUGCGUCCACAGAACUCACUGUCCGAUCAGGCAUGUCCAGGAAAGAAGAGAAACUUGCGGAUGAAUGGGGUUUCAAGGAUUCAAACACUGCCCAUCUCAUGAUGCAGCGGGCCAAGAAAAUGAAGUACAAUGCUGAGCGGAGGAAAAAGAUUGGAAAACUUGAUCCAAAGCAGCGUCUAGCCUUAUUUCGCAAACUGGAGGAGGUCACCCACCCACCAACACACACCAUUCCUCAGAGGAAGACCCUUCCAAGAAAGGAAUAUUUCCAGGCCCGCCAGAAUGAGAUCAAUCGUCAACAGCAAGAGAGACAUCAGGAGGUUCAUGUGCGAGCCUCACGCACAUUUGAGUGGCUUCACACGCAGGUCGGAGAUCUACCCACCUCAGAUUCCGUCAUCAAUCAGGGGUUUUCUGAAGGCCCCAAGUAUUUGCCUACUGACCAUAACUUUCCAGAGCUUAUGAGUGGAAAAAGAGUGCAGUUGGUGAGCAGCCCUAUGUCCCUGGAGCUCCAGUCAGUGGACAGCGCAAGUACUGCAGGGAAGAAACAGAGACGCCUCUCCGCCGGCUCUGGUACAGGGUCCAGUAAGUUGCCUCCCAUACAGCCGUCCUCAGCCCCCGUUCCACAUGUGAAGGAGCGCAUGUCGUUCAGGAACCCAAAAGUGAACCAGGACGUUGGAUGGGGAGGAGGAAAAAAGCGUGCAAAAUAAUGUGUUAAUGUUAAUCAAACAUUGAUGAAAGAUACAGUGGAAUCAAAUAAACCCUUGGUGUACCUUCAAUUUUAUUUAAAAAAAAAAUAUAUAUAAUAAAAAUGUUACAUUUUCUGUGUAUUCGAAUAUUAGUAUGAAAUGUCAAAUAUCUUUAGAUGAACAGACUUAACCUUUUAACUCAAUAUUUCAUUUAAAACACCAUUUAAGUAUAUUUAAGACGUUGAUAUCAUAAAACUAGAAAACUUUUAAUCUGUUUUCACAAUAUAUAUUUUUCAGAAUGUAUUAUCAAAUAUGAAAAUGGAUCACUGAAAGUGAAUGCGCUAACCUAGUACCUGUUGAAUUAAACAUCAACAUGUUUGAUGUGUAAGAGCCAGAUGGUUUAAUUAAAAAAAAUUAUGGUAAUUUGUUUGAUGUGAUAAGUGUUGAUGUUUGGUGCACAUAAAAAUCAAACAAAAGACUACAUUAUUUUAAUGUUGACUUGUAACUUGAAUGUAGAUGCAAUGGACAUUUAAUUUAAUUUAUCAUAUAUAUUCUGCUUAUUCUGUAACACAUGCUUAUUUUUUCAGUGGAACCCUUCUUAAAUUGAAAUUCCCUGGACCAUGUGAACAAUCUGGUUAAUAGGGAAUUCUUAUAAAGAUGGGGAUUUAAAAUAUUGAUAUGCUGAAGGUUAAACAUAUUGUCAAUUGUGUAAAAGCACAUUAGAGUAAUUAUCAAUUUGUAUUGGCUAACACAAAAAUAAGAAAUUACAUUUAUCUCACUAUAUUAUCAAUAUUAAGACAUAUAAUUGUUGACAAUUGAGCAACUAUUUGAUUAGGUUGAUUUGUCUACAGGGGACAAUUCUACAUGAUUGCAGACAAUUUUGAAUCUUACUAAUCUAAUUGUUAAAAUCAAAAUGAGUCAUGCUCUGUGAGUAGACAUAGGCUUAUCAGGGACAACACUUUCCGCCUAAACUGGAUUUUUUCCUAAGAAGAGACUUUCUUUAAAGAGAAAAUAUCAGAAAAGCAAAAAGUGUCGUCACUGAUAAGCUGGGAUGAGCAUGACCCAAAUAUACAUUUAAAAUACUUUCAAGAUCCCUAUACCCAACAAUGGCAAGUAGUCAGCAUUAUAUAAGCCAGUUUUUCUUAAGUUCAUAGACUUGUCCCUGUAAAUUUUAACAAUCACAUUAUGGUAUAUGCUUAGGAAAUGCAGGAAAAUGUUGCACUGACUGUAUUUUUCCUAUCACCUUAAUACAAUUUGUAGUAUUUAAUAACUUAUCAUUGCAAUUAAUUGUCAUGAAUAAGUUUCCAACUCUUCUUAGAAAGCAUCUUAUUUAAAUAAGCUUAUAUUAUUGGUGUUUAUUUUUCAAUUAUAACAAAUGCAUGAUGUAUCUGUUUGCAUCAUAGAUGCUUAAAUAAGUGUGCUGGUUUGUUGUUAUGUGGUUGAUGUGGUGGGUAUUACUUUAUGUGAUUCAGUUCUGUGUUAUUUAUUUAAAGCUUAUGUGAUUUAAAUUAAUUUAUCAAAUUAA